CUUCUUUCCCGGCCUUUGACGUCAGGGCUGUCCGCACCGGAGCAUCCCAGCGUCCGAUCCCGGCUCAGGCAGCAGGAGAAGGCUCGGCGGGCUCCCCUUGCCUUGCCUUGCCUUUGGGGGGAGCAUCCCCAGCUGCAUCCUCUGCAUCCUCUGCUGCAUCCUCCUCUGCAUCCUGCACGAUGUCGGUGGCGGGGCUGAAGAAGCAGUUCCACAAGGCUACCCAGAAAGUGAGCGAGAAGGUUGGUGGAGCAGAAGGAACCAAGCUAGAUGAGGAUUUCAAAGAUAUGGAAAAAAAAGUGGACAUCACCAGCAGGGCUGUGAUGGAAAUAAUGACCAGGACAAUAGAAUACCUUCAACCUAACCCAGCUUCCAGAGCUAGGCUCAGCAUGCUCAACACCAUGUCCAAAAUUAGAGGGCAGGAAAAAGGACCAGGUUACCCUCAAGCUGAGGCUCUUCUCGCAGAAGCAAUGUUGAAGUUUUCAAAAGAACUUGGAGACGAAUGCAACUUUGGCCCAGCUCUAGGGGAUGUUGGGGAAGCCAUGAGGGAGCUUUCUGAAGUCAAAGACUGUUUGGACAUUGAAGUGAAACAGAAUUUCAUUGAUCCUCUUCAAAAUCUCCAUGACAAAGAUCUGAGGGAAAUACAGCACCACCUGAAAAAAUUGGAGGGAAGACGCCUUGACUUUGAUUACAAGAAGAAAAGACAAGGCAAGAUCCCAGAUGAUGAACUUCGUCAAGCUCUGGAGAAGUUUGAUGAGUCAAAGGAAAUUGCUGAAUCCAGCAUGUUUAAUUUGCUAGAGAUGGAUAUUGAGCAAGUGAGCCAGCUUUCUGCACUUGUACAAGCCCAGCUGGAAUAUCACAAACAAGCCACACAGAUCCUCCAACAAGUUAGUUCCAGGUUGGAAGAGAGGAUAAAAGAAGCAUCAGUUCAGCCCAGGAGAGAAUAUCAGCCAAAGCCGCGCAUGAGCUUGGACUUCAGCAGUGAAAAUACUCAACACAAUGGAGGGAUCAAUACCGCCACCACUCCAAAACCCACAAGUGUUUCCAUGGACCAGCCAUGCUGUCGAGCUCUGUAUGACUUUGAUCCAGAAAAUGAAGGGGAGCUUGGCUUUAAAGAGGGUGAUGUCAUUACCCUCACUAACCAGAUUGAUGAAAACUGGUAUGAAGGGAUGCUUCAUGGCCAGUCGGGCUUCUUUCCUAUCAAUUAUGUGGAAAUUCUUGUUCCUUUGCCUCAUUAGAAUGGCUGAGUCCACAUGUCUUGAAUCCACAUUCCCCCACAAACAAAAGUCAUGUGUUAGUACCACUGCUUUUAAAACUACAGAAACAAAUCAAUAAAAUGGCUGCUUGCUCCACAUCACAAGUACAAGCUGCAGUGGUGAAACUAGUCAUCAGGCCCCACAGACGAUAUUUGGUUUUGUGUCAUUGUGCUGCAUAGUGGUGAUGUGUGGUAUCUUCUCGAGACAGUGGAACCAGGCAUGUGGGGUUUCAUAUUGCUGCCAUGGCUGGCUCAGAAAUGUUUGCAGUCAUGGGAAGGAAAGGUGGUAGUAACCAGUGAUGUGUGGUAUGGAGGCAAUGGGAAUGGUUGAGAUAUUGGGGAAGAUAAAGCAUAUCACCACUCAAAUGCCAUUUUAGUUCUCUACAGAAUGAGGGAGAAAUUAUCUUUGGUCAUUCCAUCUCUCCCUUCCAAAGGAUGUGGUUUAUGCAAGCCUAGAAAUUACUGACCUGCUUUUCGUAUCUUAUCUCAAAAUGACUUGAGUCCUGUAUUAGGAGAACCAAGAAAACACAUUCUCCAGGUUCUCUGUAAAUGAGCCACCACUAAUCUGUACAUGCUGUUGGCAUAGAACCAGCUUUUAUGUAUUAGAUCAGAAGGGUGACAGAAAGUAGGUUGGGAUUUACAGGAAGGCCUUGAGUGAUUUGCAGUAAAUUGCCCAGGGUUUCCGACUUAGCGAAAGCAAGAGUGAAGUGACUUUUACCACCUAUAUUAGGCUGCUGAAGUGAAGAGAGCUGAAGGUAACCAGGAGAGGACUUCUGUAUGAAAGGAGUGUGAGCUCACCUCUUCACACCUCACUUCUGGUACUUUAUUCCAAGGCUCAGAAUAAACUUAGAAGCACCCUGGUUGUUUUCAUUUCUAAGGGUAUGCAUUUUGCACUGGGCUCUGGUUAGUGGAUCUUGGGAUUCUAGAAUGAAAUAAAAUAGAUCAGACAGAUCUGGAAGUCUACCCUCCACUGGACUAGGGCCUUUUCAGUAUCCAGGCUGCAUUUCCAAUGUAUCCAAAGAUCGGGACAGGCAAACUAAGUAUAGAUCCACAGAUCCAGUGUGGAUGCUCAGAAACUGAAAGUAAAAAGUAUAUAGUGCCAGCAGCAAAUAUAUGAAGCUAGAAGAAGAAAAUAAAUAAAAGUGUAACUGUUUUCACUUCAUGUAAAGUGUAGGCACAAAAUCAUUGUAAUUUUAAAACACCAAGAGCCCUUGUUCUACAUAGUCACUAAAAGGAAUAAUUAUGAAAAGCAAAUUACACCAUGUAUGUUUAUUUUCAUCUACCUUGUGUUCUUUGAACAUCAUUUGUGUAUAUUCUGCCCUCAGUGAGGACUAAAUUUAAAAAUGAAAUCUUUGUGCUGAGCAAUUAAGCAACAUGUGGCUAUAUAUGCAAAAACAUUUGACUUAUUUUUCUCUCCGGAUUCUCCUAUAUAUAUUGGUUUUUUUCCCAUUCCACUUCUUGCAUUUUGUGUGUAUAGUGAUCUGUCUAGCCAAUUCACUGUUCUUUUUGGUAACUGCUGUAAGAGCUUGUUUAAUUUGAGUUACCCAGGGUUCUGUUUAUCUAGAGAUACCUGUACAGACUCUUCCUGUGCUGCUUCAGAUGUGCCACUACAGUAUUGGACCAUGUGAAAUGAAGGCAAUCCUUUUGCUUUUAAUGUAUGAACUAUAUAAUUGAAAGCACUGAUAUUUCAAAUAAAAAUGCUGACUGA
This is a messenger RNA of Sceloporus undulatus (fence lizard), 2960 nucleotides long. RefSeq names its product SH3 domain containing GRB2 like 2, endophilin A1 (gene SH3GL2). Gene Ontology annotation, molecular function: protein binding. The record is from RefSeq and is a predicted model, not a curated record. Gene Ontology annotation, cellular component: glutamatergic synapse; presynapse; cytoplasm. Bases 180 to 1235 code for a protein of 351 amino acids. NCBI's taxonomy places the organism in Eukaryota, Metazoa, Chordata, Lepidosauria, Squamata, Phrynosomatidae. Gene Ontology annotation, biological process: synaptic vesicle uncoating. The transcript has 9 exons.